UGAAAAAUGCCGUGUCCCCGUACGUGUGUCGCCGUGUCCGUGUCGCCGUAUCGGUGCAACGUAGCCUAGCACCUCUUCACUUCGGGUCUUGUGCUCUGCAGUUCGUUCGUCUUGCGUGGUUCUUGGGUGCUAGGGAAGUCCAGCAUCGCUGGCCUCUCCGCGCUCUCCGCCGCCAUGGCAUGCCACCCCUUCGUUCUGACAUUCGCCUUGUUUCUUUCUCUGUCCACCAGGUGCCUGCCCAAGAUUUUAGGUGCCCAAGGUGAUUUGAUCUGAAUUUGGGCCAAUCGCAUGCAAGUUUGAUUCCGCCCUGGUGUGGUGGUGAAGAGAUGGGUAAGAAGAAGCGGCAACAACAGAAGCGCACCAACGAGAAUGUGACCGGCGGGCAGCAGCCAAAGGAGGCGGCUGUGCCUGCGAAGAGGGCCACCAACAAGAAUGUGACCGGGCAGCAGCAGCCAAAUGAUCCUGCACCCCAGGGGCACACAGCGAAGAACAAGAACAACAAUGAGGAAGAGGUGCCAGGCACCAGCACCCAGAGGAAGCCCACAGAUCCAAAUCUAGAGGUGACAGAGGCGCCCAAGGAAGAGGUGUGCCCACUCACAUUAUCAACCACAAACCCAUUCUCCGAAUUCUCCUUUGGCGCAACAACCAAGGCAGCGCCCAAGAACGAGACGCCCCCACCCAUAUUCGGCAUCCCUUACUUUGUUCCCCAAACCACAACCCCAGAGCCACUCGAAUUCUCCUUUGGAGCAACAGCCACUGUUGAAAAGAAGAACAGCAACCAGGGGAAGGAGGACACGGUGGAGAAGUCUCCAACCGCCGGCCACCCCACUCGCUCCUCCAUGGGUCGUGCUCCCGGCGCGCAGGAGAAGCCGCCCGCCUCCUCGAUCCGUGGCUAGCCGCCCGCGUCGUUUGCGGGGCUUGGCUUUGUGUUCCAUCGCCUGGGUCGACAUGAAGAUGGGUCAUCGUCAAUCCCCUUUCGUCUCAGGAUUUGUCCGUCAUGUAGUCAUUGUCGUUACAGCUGCUCCCCUGUAGUCAGGAAAAGUAAUCUGUUUGCUCUGUCAAGGCAUGCAGUGAUACCGGCAGGCUUGAUUUCAUAUUAUUGAUAAAAGAUCUAAUCUAAAAUAACUCCCCCUUUAUUAUGGCACCCUUCAAAGUUACUUUUGGUUGGGCAACUCAUUCUGAUCA
Molecule: messenger RNA, 1185 nt
Organism: Brachypodium distachyon (stiff brome)
Lineage: Eukaryota; Viridiplantae; Streptophyta; Magnoliopsida; Poales; Poaceae
Exons: 2
Coding region: 327-896 (189 amino acids)
Source: RefSeq, a predicted model, not a curated record